This is a messenger RNA of Rhopilema esculentum, 415 nucleotides long. The record is from RefSeq and is a predicted model, not a curated record. NCBI's taxonomy places the organism in Eukaryota, Metazoa, Cnidaria, Scyphozoa, Rhizostomeae, Rhizostomatidae.
CAACCAUUGCCUCGACUCCACUCGGCUCUGGCCUUUCGAUAAGUGGCAUCAAGCAACAGAGGCAAGAUGGCACCAGCUCUUGAGAUGUCAGUUGGCCUUUCAAAAGGCCAUAAAACAACAAAGAACACACAAAAGCCCAAACCAUCAAGGCGAAAGGGGCAAUUGAACAAAAGAGUAAAGUUCUGCAGAGAUAUCAUCAAGGAAGUUGUUGGAUUUGCACCAUAUGAAAAAAGAGCAAUGGAAUUGCUGAAAGUACAAAAGGACAAAAGGGCAUUGAAAUUCAUCAAAAAGAGGCUUGGAACACACAGAAGAGGAAAGAAGAAGCGUGAUGAACUCUCUGCCAUUCUGACCCAAAUGAAACGUCAAAAGGAAAAGCAGUAGACUGUUUUCUUCUUAUCAUAUGCAUAAUUUUGAA